UCAUGUUAUUAGGAGGAAGCAGGUAUUCUGCAAGAUGUGACGAAUCAUACAAGGUUCAUAUAGAAAGUGUGACACGUAUCUCAUGGACACCCCCUAAAACGAGCGCUGCAAAAUGCCUAUUUAUUUCCAAUUUUAGUCAACAUUUACCGAUUUAUGCUUUACUGUGUUGAUGUUUUAAACUUUGUAGUGAAUAAUAGUGCGUGUGUCAUGUCACUCUUUCCCCCGUUUAUGUCGCGUUGCAUCCACCCUCUGCUUCCACGGACGCCAAAGCGUAUAGGGUUGGCUUCGCUACAGUUUUUAAAAGUGUCACCAGAAGUCGACUGAAAUCUGAUCAGGACUAGGAGUGUUUUAAGGCGAUUGCUCGUUUGAACACCAUGUCCGAGUCCGUUGUUCCGCGGGUUGUGCUCCUAUUCUCCGGCAAGCGAAAAUGUGGCAAAGAUUUUCUUACCGAGCGACUGCUACAGAGACUAACCACCGACAAGGCGCAGAUCAUUCGCAUCUCGGAACCUAUCAAACGCAGCUGGGCGGAAAAGCUAGGGCUUGAUCUCGGCGAACUGCUUGGUGAUGGACCGUACAAGGAACGCUACCGCAAGGAGAUGAUCGAGUGGAGUGACCAGAAACGAGCGGAAGAUUUCGGGUUUUUCUGUCGGCAGGCUUGCUUGGCGCUGGCGAAGGAAAUUUGCGUGGUCAGUGAUAUCCGGAGGAAGACGGAUGUGAGAUUUUUCCGGGAGCAGUACGGGCAGCGGAUUAAAACCGUGCGGAUCGUUGCCAGCGAAGCCACUAGAGUGGAACGGGGAUGGGUGUUUCAGGAAGGGGUCGAUGACGUUCAGUCGGAGUGCGAUCUGGACGAUGUAACGGAAUGGGAUCUGUUGGUUCAGAACGAUAGUGGAGCCGAUGUGGAAAAUAUUCUGGCGAGGAUUAUAGCGUUGGUACAGUGACUCAAAUUCGUAUGCGGCACUGUACGCAUAUAGAUGAAAGUAAAUGGAAACAGUUUAUGAUUGUCGAAUAAUAGAUUAGAUCUAUGACUUCCAUUAUUGACAAAGAGUGUUUGUAAUUCGAUACAUCAUUUCUCGCGUUUAGCAUCAUACAGGCGUAUAUGCAGCGAUCGUUACCUGAAGAGAGAUAGAUCAUUGCAGUUACGCCCUUAUGAUACUAAACGCAAGAUUAACCAACUUGAUGUGGAAACACUCCUUUACAUAUGGAAUUUAGGAAGGUGAAUCUCUCGCGGUUGCGGAUUUCGGGUGGCGGCUUUCUUAUGAACAAAUAGUAUUAGAUUUCAGAGAGUAGGACAGUUAGUUUAGAUUAGAUUUAUCUAAAACAUGUAUUUGCUGCAAUGUCAUUAUUCUUAGUGUAUAAAUAAUCAGAGAAAUGAUUGUUACUUC
Molecule: messenger RNA, 1382 nt
Organism: Aedes aegypti (yellow fever mosquito)
Lineage: Eukaryota; Metazoa; Arthropoda; Insecta; Diptera; Culicidae
Product: probable phosphomevalonate kinase
Exons: 2
Coding region: 375-938 (187 amino acids)
Biological process (GO): isopentenyl diphosphate biosynthetic process, mevalonate pathway; cholesterol biosynthetic process
Cellular component (GO): cytoplasm
Molecular function (GO): phosphomevalonate kinase activity
Source: RefSeq, a predicted model, not a curated record